UUUAGUGAAAACAAAUAUACCAACAAUGUAUUCGAUGAGCAACAAAUGGGCAAUUUUUGUUGUCAUUGUUACCAUAUUACUGGUUCAACUUCAAGAAUCAGAUUCGUCUGCUUUGAAUAAUGAAGUAAAGAGACUUUCUAGAAAUGAAAGGUCUUUACUAAAUCUAACCGUAGGUCUUAACGAUGAAGUUCCCAAUAUCCCUUCCAACGAGGUAGCAGGUAGAGCACUUAAUUCAUUAAUCACAACUUUGCUAAAUCUGGAAGAUGAAGUACAAAAUGCUAUUGAUAGUGCAGGGUCAGAUAGAGUAGCAUUUGGAUCGGCAGUAGAGGAUCCAUUAGCUUUAAGCGAUGAAGUACAGAAUGAAGCGGGUGCAAAUGAUCUCGCACGCAACUGAAAGCUUAAUAAGGUUUGGCAAUGAAGAACGAAAUACAACCGAUAAUAAUCAAUCCUACCUGUUCUUGUUAUUAAUUGUUUUGCAUAAAUUGUUGUUAGCUAAUGAAAUAAAUGAAAAUUAUUUCUGAUAAAUGGAACUAUAAUCUAAUAAUGUCUAUAAAACCAUUUUGUUUUAAUCUUUAAUUGUAAUAAAUAAAUUAAUAUUUUA
Messenger RNA from Chrysoperla carnea, 601 nucleotides. RefSeq lists its product as uncharacterized. The coding region runs from base 26 to 394 and encodes 122 amino acids. The transcript is spliced from 2 exons. Lineage: Eukaryota; Metazoa; Arthropoda; Insecta; Neuroptera; Chrysopidae. The record is from RefSeq and is a predicted model, not a curated record.